This is a messenger RNA of Tetrahymena thermophila SB210, 1380 nucleotides long. Its product is annotated as 2-oxoglutarate/malate carrier protein. The transcript has 6 exons. Gene Ontology annotation, molecular function: oxoglutarate:malate antiporter activity. The record is from RefSeq and is a predicted model, not a curated record. Gene Ontology annotation, biological process: transmembrane transport. NCBI's taxonomy places the organism in Eukaryota, Ciliophora, Oligohymenophorea, Hymenostomatida, Tetrahymenidae.
AUGCCUCAUUAAGACGACAGAAAAAUUAAUUUGUUUGUAUGUAUGUUUGUUAAGUAGCAAUCAUAAACUUAAGUAUUACAUUAAAUAAAUAAAUAUUCAAAAGAUAUCUAUCAAUUUAUCUAUCAAACUAUUUUAAAAUUAAAAAAUUUAUAAUUAAUUAAUAAAACUAAUAAAAGCAAAAUUUCAUUUAGAUAUUUAAAAAACAUGGGAGGAGAUUUAUUCGACGUUAUUAAGCCUUUCUUAUUCGGUGGUAUUUCUGGUUGCGUUGCCACCAGUGUCAUUCAACCCAUCGACACAGUCAAGGUCUAAAUUUAAGUUAUUGGUGAAACUAAUGCCAAGGGAGGCCCUGGUGCCCUCUCUACCAACCCUUUCUAGGUUGCCCAAAGAGUCAUUAAACAUGAAGGUGUCAGAGGUUUAUACAAGGGUUUGGAUGCUGCCUUACUCAGACAAAUUACUUACGGAACAGCCCGUCUUGGUCUCUUCAGAUAUCUUUCUGAUAGCCACAAGGCCAAACACAAACGUAAUUUGACUUUCGGUGAAAAGGCUUUAUUCUCUUCUUUCUCUGGUUUCGUUGGUUGCUUAGUUGGUAACCCUGCUGAUGUCUCCUUGGUUAGAUGCCAACGUGACUCCCUUUUACCCCCUGAGUAAAGAAGAAACUACAAGCAUGUUGGUGAUGCCUUGACCAGAAUGGUUAGAGAAGAAGGUAUUUUAUCUCUCUGGAGAGGUUCUAUUCCCACUAUUUGCAGAGCUAUUUCUAUGAAUAUGGGUAUGUUAACCACCUAUGACUAAAUUAAGGAAAUGAUUAAUGAAUACACUGGUACCAAGGAUACCAUGUCUACCUAAGUCACUGCCUCUGCCUGUGCUGGUGUUGUCUGCUCCACUUUGUCUUUACCCUUCGAUAAUGCCAAAACUAAGCUCCAAGGUAUGAAGGCUGGUCCUGAUGGCAAAUUCCCUUACAAGAAUAUAUUUGACUGCAUGGGAAGAGUAAGAAAUUAACAAAAAAAAGCAUUCAAAAUCUUUAUUCUAAAUAAUUUAUUCUAAAACAAAUUAGACUGUUGCCACCGAAGGUAUUACUGGUUUAUGGAUUGGUCUCCCUACUUAUAUUUUCAGAGUCUCACCUCACGCUAUUACUGCCCUCUUAGUCCAAGAUUUCCUCCAUCACACUUUCACCAAAAAAGCCCAUUGAAAAUCUUAAUAAAAUUACUCUUUUAACUUAAUUAAAUUCAUAUGUAUAUUAUGCAUUAUACACUUAGUAUUUUUUUAAAGCAGAAUUGCCUUAAUAAGUUCAUUCAUUCAUUAAUUCAUUUUAUUUUAUUAUAUAAAAAUACGUUUAAAUUUUGCCUUUCUAUAAAUAGUAAAUUGAAUUUAUUUAUUUAAUGA